This is a messenger RNA of Esox lucius (northern pike), 834 nucleotides long. Its product is annotated as cytochrome b-c1 complex subunit 6, mitochondrial. Lineage: Eukaryota; Metazoa; Chordata; Actinopteri; Esociformes; Esocidae. Gene Ontology annotation, biological process: mitochondrial electron transport, ubiquinol to cytochrome c. The record is from RefSeq and is marked provisional.
AGCGUCAGAUUAUUGAUGUGAUCUGACAGUUGGGAAGACCAGGACAAGAUCACCAAAACAUGGUUUUUGAGGAGAAAAUGAUCCUGAACGGGGAACCCGAAGAUGAAGAGGCAGAGGAAGAAGAACAAGAUAUGGUGGACCCCCUUGACGUUGUGCGGGAGAAGUGUGCACAGGCAGAGCACUGCGUCCACACCCGGGCGAAACUGGAGGACUGCGAGUCCAGAGUAGGCUCCAAGUCCGAAACCGCAGAGGACUGCACAGAGGAACUUUUCGACUUCCUCCACGCCCGGGACCACUGUGUGGCACACAAAGUCUUCCAUUCUGUCAAGUGAAGUCCCUCCAGCUCUCAGUGCUGUAUACUGACGGUGGUCCAGUCAGAUGUACCAUGAGACCAUAUAACACGUGACCAGGACCUGGUUAUGAAGGGUUCCUGUACGGAUCUAUGUUGUAAUGUCAUUGACUUAUGUGAAUGAAUUGUAAAUUAAGUGUUCAAUCAGUGUUUUUGUUUAAAUGUAGAUGAAUCGUUGAUGUUUUAGUUAGGACGCAUACAUUUUAAGUGCAUGUAGUCUUAUUGUGGUGGUCUGAACAAUAAACGGUGGUCAUGGAGGUCUCACAUUGCAAGCAUUACAGUUGUGCACCAUUGGUAAAGAUGAGCAAAAGUGUCAAAUCGAAACAGGUGAUGAGCUACAUCAUAAUUUUCCAAUGUGAAAUAUAUUGUUCCUUGUGAUUCAAGCAAAUCAACCAAAAUUACUUUACUCAAAUUAUAGGUUUGUUAUUGGAAAAGUGCCAAUUUCCCCAACACAGUCUUAUGUUGAUAAAAUAAAACCAUAGGUU